CCACUUCUCUGCGCCUUGGAGUUCACUGUGAAGGUUAGGCGGGCUCUUGCUCUUGGACUGAAGGCAUCAGUUUCUGAAUUUCUACUUGUUGGAUAUUUUUAUCCUCUUUCAGAAAUGAUUACGGAAAAGGGUCUUGGAUGGCGAAAGCUUUUUCUGAUACUCACAGUAAUUCCCUGCUGCAGGAGUUUGCGAGUUUCUAUUCCACAGAAAGAAUAUGAGGCAGCAAGUGGAGCAGAAAUUACCAUGUCCUGCUCCUUCACACCCGCCCGACCAGUCACUGAUACACUCAUCAUCACAUGGAAAGCAUCCCCUCAAACCCUCGGAGAAGCAAUGGAAUCGGUCGCCACCUACUAUUUGAACCAACCGGUUGACAUUGCACCUGACUAUGAAGGCCGGGCCUUUAUGGAGGUUGACCAACAAGUGAGCACACUGCGCCUAACAAAGCUGACCGUGCAGGACAGCCGCACGUACCAGUGCAGUGUCAUGAUCCCCAAAGAUGACGAGGGAACAACCGCCGACAUCACUUCCCUUUUGGUCCUGGUGCCUCCCUCGCAGCCGAUCUGCAGGAUUCAGGGAGAAGCAUCGUACUUUCACAACAUCAGCCUCACCUGCAUGUCUGAGGAGGGAUCACCACAACCUGCAUAUGAGUGGAAAACAUUCAGUGUCAAAAACAUUCCCAGAUCAUUUCCAGCUAAGACAACAGAAAAGAAUGGAGUUCUUUCUCUCUUCAAUAUUUCGAUGGAGACAUCUGGUUUCUUUAUUUGCACAUCAACAAAUCAAAUUGGUUCUUCCUCCUGCAACUUGACUUUGGCUGUGACGCCUGGCAGCAUGAACAUUGGGUCCACUGCAGGUAUAAUUGUAGGAGUCCUCGCAGGCGUUUUGUUGCUUGGGAUUGUCGUAUAUUGUUGCUGCAAGAAAAAGGGCAAACAGGAGGAGUACGCUGAAGGUUCCCCCGGAGAGGCGGCAUUUUAUGACAGAGAUGCUCCUGAAGCUGGAGAGCAGUACUUCGAUGACAAGUCAAAGGGGGACAUAAAGCAGGUCAAGCAGCAUGAAGAGAAAAACCUUCCUGAGAGCUACUACAGCAUAGGAGCUGCUAAAAAGUUAGAGGAUGAUCAACAGAGUUAUUAUAGCAGUCAAGAAAAGCAGGCAGGCAAGGGAAGUGAUGUUGACUCUCGGCAUUACCAGGAGGACCAGCAUGAUCGCCAUCGUGGAAGUCGAGAUCGCCUUGAUGAUGAACACGAUCGUAACAGUGGCCGUCGUGAUCGUAUUGAAGAUGAACGUAGCCACUACAGUGGAAGCCUUGGUCGGCAAGAUGACGGGCGUGAUCGUUCUGGUGGAAGUCGGGAUCGCCUUGAUGAUCAACGUGAUCGCUCCGUUGGUAGUCGGGAUCGCCUUGAUGAAAAUCGUGAUCGUUACAAAGGCAGUCAGGAUCGCCUUGACGAUCAACGCGAUCGUUACAGAGGCAGUCAGGAUCGCCUUGACGAUCAACGCGAUCGUUACAGAGGCAGUCAGGAUCGCCUUGACGAUCAACGCGAUCGUUACAGAGGCAGUCAGGAUCGCCUUGACGAUCAACGCGAUCGUUACAGAGGCAGUCAAGAUCGCCUUGACGAACAUCGCGAUCGUUACGGAGGUAGUCGUGAUCGUCUUGAUGACCGAUCCGAUCGUCAUGGUGGAAGCCGCGAUCGCCUUGAUAACACCGAUGAUCGAAACGGAAGCCGGUAUUAAUAACCUCGCGUUACUGAAUAUUCUUUCAAUGCGCUCAAACAUUUUUUUAUUGGGUGAUUAACUAUUUCAUUGGGUUAAUGGAUUGGCUUAGCGCUUGGUCUCGUCAUAAAGACACAGCUAAAUGAAUUGGUGCAUUCUUGCAAAAAACUAAAAGUUCGUAAAGCUUAAACUCAAAUAGCCUUGGUAACCAACCACAUUCAAAUGAUGGAUGUCCCUAAAAUAAGGCUUUUACAAGAAACAAAAGAGUUGUUCAUUGGGGAUGUAUAAAGAUAAUUGUAUACAGUGUUGGAGGAGGUGCCAUGUUUAUACCUUUAAGAGAUGCUGAGUGGAGAAUGAAAACAAAAUGGCCUGACGCAGCGCACACACGGUUUCGUUGCGUUGACGCUUGCCGGUUGGCAUGUCUGGCGCUUGGGGUUAACGCGACCAACAACCAAUCACAUUAAUCUCCCACCCCGGACACACAUACACACACGGUUUGAUUGGCUAGCGCUUGUACUGGCAUAUUGCAUACGCGGGAUUUGAUUGGCUGGCGCUUCCAUUGAUGCUUGAAAAGUUGAAUUUUCUCAACUUUCACCACGAGCAACGGAGCCAAAGCGAAGCAACGGAACCACAAUGCAGUGGGUCAACGCAACGGAACCGUGUGGACGGGCCGUGACUCGAGAGAAAAUUCCAGAUCUGGGCCCAUAGUGUGUUUUCAUUAAACCCUGCCUCCAAUCCACAGCGUCAGGGAGGGUCUUUGCUCAGUCAAAUUAAUAGACAGGUUGAAUAACUCUGCUGAUUCAAAGAUGCCCCUUUUCAAUGUAAGUCAAUGGGAAAAACUAUUUUUGGGCCUUAUGGCGUCACGGACUUACACAGAAGUUGUAGUACUUCCAUUUGGCCACUACGUAAUCUUCCACGCCCGGCGCACUUCCUGGGAGCUUGGCUGUUUCGCUGGACGCGGUGUAUUAAACGUCCCCGGUGUUAACAAGUGAACAAAGGGGGCAUUUCUUCUAAGUUAAUUAAUGCCUAUAUCACUUAGACCAGAGUCCCCAACACUGUUCAUUUGUGUUUAAUUUUUAAGUCUUUAGGUUGUUCAACCAUGGUAAGGCAUCCAAUACGCACGUGCAAUUGUUUCACCAUUAAAAGUAAACCGGUAACACAUAUAGUGGAGAACACGUGUUGUUGUGUUUACCAGAAGUUCCCAAAAGGGCAACACUUUUAACUUGUAGUAGCUUAGGCUAUAUUUGAGAUGAUGAAUGAUUUUAAUGGAGUCCUUAUCAAGAACUUUUCAGGACACAAUGUUAAACAUGUUUGAUUAUCUACCAAUUAUUGGGCCUUUAAUCAGUUGUAUACCAAAAUCCUUUUUAGCAUCGAUAUUGUUUGUUUGUUUGUUUGUGUUUUUUUAUAAAAACUGGCCAAGUGCCAAAAUCUCAUUGAAUGUAAAUUGGUCAUUGAACUACCCCCAAUCAUGAAUACAAUAAAAGUUCAAAUAAUCAGGCCACCAUUGUUUUAGUAAUUGUUUCAGGCUGCCAAUUCAAAUGUGUACAUUAUUUUUGUCUGAUUAAACUGUCAUUUAUGAAAACUGGCUGAUUUAGUGCCUCAGUUGCAUUUAACAUGAACAUAUGUGUGAAGAACUUCUUUAUAGCAUGUCGUUUAUUCUAUUGCAUUUUUUUUAUUGUGAGUUUGUUGAAUUGAAGUUCACUUAAAGAGACGAUUUGUGUGUUUUUUAAUGUUUUUAUGUGUACAUGUUGAAUGUAAACGCUUUUUUUGUGAGUGUGUCAUGAAGCUAAAUCAAAUGGAGUUUAAUAAAGAAAGUGGGUCAAA
Eleginops maclovinus (Patagonian blennie) is the source of this 3528-nucleotide messenger RNA. Its product is annotated as cell surface A33 antigen-like. NCBI's taxonomy places the organism in Eukaryota, Metazoa, Chordata, Actinopteri, Perciformes, Eleginopidae. The coding region runs from base 115 to 1725 and encodes 536 amino acids. The record is from RefSeq and is a predicted model, not a curated record. Gene Ontology annotation, cellular component: plasma membrane. The transcript has 7 exons.